CUCAUCCGGAAAAUAAUGCUUAAACGAAUGGAAUCAGCGGUUCAGAUGGUUUCUAUGGCCUUUGGGGUCAUUGGGCUGAUUGGGGCCAUCCUCUGUUGUGUCCUUCCUCUCUGGAAAGUCACCACCUUCAUUGGAGCCAAUAUUGUUACCACACAGGAGCAACAGGAGGGUCUGUGGAUGAUAUGUGUGACCCAGAGCACCGGACAGCAGCAGUGCAAAGCGUAUGACUCUAUACUGGCCUUACCAUCUGAUCUGCAGGCUGCCCGAGCCAUGGUCAUCAUCGCCUGCAUCUUCUGUGGACUCAGCCUCCUCAUCCUGUUCUUUGGUGCAGACUUCACCACAUGUGUGCAGAACGAAGAUGCCAAGCCCAAAAUCUGCCUGGUGGCCGGGGUUGGCCUGCUGCUGGGUGGCCUCCUGGUGAUCAUCCCAGUUCGCUGGUGCGCUCAUUUUACUAUUAGAGAGCUGGGAGCUUGCAUCUAUAUCGGCUGGGCAGCAGGGGUUCUGAUGAUCAUGGCUGGAGGUCUGCUCUGCUGCUUCAGCAGACCCAAGUCCAGCAGCUCAGGAGGAACCGCCAAGUACUACAGCAGCAGUGCUUCAGCUCCAGGCAAAAACUACGUGUAGAGGCUUUAUGAAAGGGACUGGUGUCCAACAGAUGGGUAGUAAUGCAGGUGAACCAGAAAAAAAGUGAAAACGGGACACCAGAGUAUGCUUGUAAAUAAUUGAAGCUAAUAAUUGGAUAAAAUUAUUAUUUCUUUACUUUGAACUUUUUCUUACAUUUGUUGUGAUUUUAUGAUCUGUUCAAUUCCCAGCUAGCUGGGAAUUUAUGUUUCUGAUACUUUAAGAUGUG
Cyprinodon variegatus (sheepshead minnow) is the source of this 847-nucleotide messenger RNA. RefSeq names its product claudin-4-like. The transcript is spliced from 3 exons. The record is from RefSeq and is a predicted model, not a curated record. The coding region runs from base 16 to 621 and encodes 201 amino acids. Gene Ontology annotation, cellular component: bicellular tight junction; plasma membrane. Gene Ontology annotation, biological process: bicellular tight junction assembly; cell adhesion. Gene Ontology annotation, molecular function: structural molecule activity. NCBI's taxonomy places the organism in Eukaryota, Metazoa, Chordata, Actinopteri, Cyprinodontiformes, Cyprinodontidae.